Owenia fusiformis is the source of this 393-nucleotide messenger RNA. The record is from the annotation of a GenBank genome assembly. NCBI's taxonomy places the organism in Eukaryota, Metazoa, Annelida, Polychaeta, Sabellida, Oweniidae.
GUAGUCAAAAUGGAAAGGAAGGGGGAAACCAAAUGUUCUGCUGCUGAAUUGCUUCAAUUACUCAAGGAUUCAGCAAUGGAGGAAAAUCCAACAAUAGCAGAUAAGGACCUUAAAGUGUCAUAUUUCUCAUUUGAGAAACUUUAUCAGGUGAUAAAAAACAAUGAAUGCACAAUAAUGGGACAGCUUGAUGAGAUUUCAUUGCUUCUUGACAUAGUCACGCCUGAAAAACAACUAUGGAGGCAUGACUUCUGCACAGAAUGUUUUGUUCUGGAGGACACAUGCCUCAAUGUAUGUGAAUAUAUUCAACAGGAACCUAUCAUAUCCUCACUUGCCCAGCAGAUUAUAAAACGAGUUCUUGAUCAUCUUGAUCAUCUGAUCAUCUUGAUCAUCUGA